UCCCUAACGGCCACUAUAUAAAUUGUGUUUCCCGCGUUAGGCUUCCGCCUCUCGCUCGUUCACUCUCUCUGUCAUGUACGGUCCUCCGCAUCACUCCUGCCCAAGGGCCGGCCAAAACCCUAAUCUUCCUUACCUCCAAAACCCUCACAGUCCCUUUCUCCAAAACCCUAACAGUUCCUUCGUCCAAAAUCCUAAUUUCUCAUCUCCUUCCACCUCCUGCUAUAAUCCCUUCGUCCAAAACCCUAACAGGCCCUUCGUCCAAAACGCCAACAGUCCCGUCGUCCAAAACCCUAAUUUCUCAUCUCCUUCCUCCUCCUACAAUCCCUUUCUCCAAAACACUAACCGGCCCUUCGUCCAAAACCCUAAUUUUUCAUCUCCUUCCUCCUCCUCCCACAAUCCCUACCUCCAAAACCAUAAUUCCGCCUCCCCCCAAUUGCCCUGCUCCCGCCACCCCACAUUCCAACCCCGCCACCCUUCCCCGCCUCAGAAACCCGAUGAGAUCCUUGAAAAGAUCGAGCGGGCUGUUGGCAAGGCCCACCGUGAUCUUCUCGCGGCCGGAGAUAGUGUUUCUGCAUGGAAGAUCUCUCAGUCCGUUCUGCUGGCGCUCCAAGCGGAUUCUUGGAGCUCUCUAGGUUUUCAGUUUCAAGACAUCCCCUCUCUGUACCGUCUCAUUGUCACCGAGGGCAAGGUGAAUGCACUUAUACAUUGCUUUGUUGGCGUACGGAGAAUUACGUCAUUGUAUGAUCUGGAAGUUGCGAUAUGCAAGAAUGAGGGCAUUGAUCAGUUUGAAGAACUUGGGAUGGGGCUUUUGUUGCGGCAUCCACUUGUCGAGCACUAUUUCUUGGUUCCUUCAGAUGCCACAGAAAUAUUCAAGAUAACAAGUGAGGAGAUAAUCUCUUGCCUUGCUGAUUUCAUGGAUACUAGUGUUGAUAAGGAGAUUCAGGCGGAGCGAUUCUUGGAUUUCUUAGCAAAGAAACAUUCGGUUGUUGUUAGGGAAAGACUUGGAGUGCGAAUUCAGAGCCUAGGGUUGCAUAUCACUUGUAUUCGGGAAGCACGGAAAGCAGAAAAUGCCACACUUCAGAAUUAUAUUCAGGCAUCAAAACUGGCAGCUGACAAACAAACCAAGAAAAAUGAGCAGGAAUUGUUGCCGCGCCGUGGUAUCCUGUCACAAAAACAUGUGCUGGACAGACGUUUCAGUGCUAUAUCUGCACGUGUCAGAUCGUUCUCUUCUGGGUGUGAGAAUUUAAGUGGUAAGCAUAUUAGAUUUGUUUCAUCAAGUUCAGAAGAUGAAAGUGAUGAUGAUGUUGAUAGUGAGGAUGGGAACAGCAAUGGCAAUGAUUCGAAUGGGCAGCACUGGAAUUCAUCUCAAAAUAGAAAGAGCAGUGGUCAACGUGUGAAUAGCUGCCCUUACCCAUCAGCAGCUGAAGAGAUGGUACGGCUUGGACUGACAGCUGAAAUGGACGACCAUGCAUCCCCUGCUAGAGGCGACUUAAAAUGCAACGAGGGUAAAAACCCAUCUGGUAAGAAAAGGAAAUGUGAAAAGCAAAGUGGCAAACUCAGAUCCUUACAUAAAUAUCAAAAGAUGGACAUGGUUGGGAUGGAUCAUCUUCGUAGCAAAGAUGAGUUUCUUCCAGGCAGCUGCAAAAUUAAGAAAAAACAUGAAGACUCAAAAGAGGAGCAUGGUCUACAAUCUCUUCAUCUUUUGGCAAGAGAGCAUGAGGUCCAUGGGAAACCAGGAAAGAAAUUACAUGGGCCUAACAUCAGCGCAUCAAUAGAAGAUGAUAGUCAGUCACAAGGUGCUGCACAUGAUGAUCAAGAAAAGUUAGGUGACCUAAUACUAACAAGUGAUACAAUGGAGAAGUUCAUCACAACCUGGAAGGAGACUUGUCGAGAAUACCCCGUUGUUGAGGUUUUCUGUCGGAUGGUGAACUUCUACCAGGCAACAACUCGACAAAGAAAGAAAAUGAAAGAGAUCUUUUCAUCAUAUCCUGGUAUUGGAUUACUAAACGUUGCUGUGACUUCCAUGAAACAUGGGAUGUGGGACAGCCUAUACGAUACCUUCCAAGCCAUUGGUGAACAUGGAUUUGUUAGUCCAGGAUCUACUCAGUGUACUGAAAUGAUAGAUAUUGGGCCUUCAAGUAAAAGAGACACAGUGCCCAAAAACGAGGAGAACAUUACUAAACCUGGAUACAUUGUCACUGUUGAUGAUAUUAUGGAGAAAAUUGCACUACAUUUUGAGCUUGACCAUCUCAUGCCUAGACCCGGAAAACUUCCUCUGGAGAAGCAGUUUGUAUCUUUCAGAAAGUUCCAUGAUUGUGAGAUGUCGUUGAUGAAGCAAUUUUCUGUUAAGAAAUUUGGUGACUUAGGUCAUGGGGAUUUUCUUGAGUUCAUGGACAAACAUGUCUGUUUGUUCCCAUAUGAACUGCGUAAUGGUUUGACUGGAGCCCUAGAGGUAUCUAUGCUUGAGCACCAGCUGCUAUUACUAUUGUCUCAAGCUGCAGGUGACUUGCAGGAGAAUGUUGUUGUAACCAAGCAACAUAUUUCUGCUCUUCUCAGGAAACAAUUCCCUCUAAUCAGCCUUCAAAUAAAGGGAAGUGAGUGUGAAGAUUAUUCAGAUUUUAUCAAGAAUCAGAAAAGCCAUGACACUUUGAGUUGUGUUUUGUUUUCUAUAACAUUGUUGGGGACAUGCUCUAUAGGAGACUCUUUGGUGCACAAGGAGAAACAUUCAUUGGAAAUUGCUGGGUUGAUGACCGCUAGUUCUGGUUCCCUUGGAAUUGUUUCUGGAAAAGACGCACUCGAAUGCUUACUCAGGGCGCCGAUGUUGUCAGAUCUACAUUCGUGGUCUCAUUGGGAUCUUAUAUUUGCUCCGUCUCUUGGUCCACUCUUGGAAUGGCUAUUGAAUGAAGUCCAUACCAAAGAGUUGUCGUGUGUAGUGACAAGAGAUGGGAAAAUAAUCCGAAUCGAUCACUCAGCGACUGUAGAUGAGUUCUUGGAAGCUUCACUUCAAGGAUCUGCCUUUCAAACAGCAGUGAAAUUGUUAUCUUUGUUGUCUCUAUAUGGAGGCACACACCAUAUUCCACUGUCUCUACUAAAAUGCUAUGCUCACCAAGCAAUUGAGGUUAUCAUAAAAAAUUAUAUGAGUUGCAUUGGAUUAAAAAGUAAUGGGGAAUCUUUUAUGCAUGGAGGACAGAUAAUGCUGGAUAUGGAUUCCAACAGCAACCCUCUUCCGGUUAAUCCUCUGGGUGUCGUUGCAGAUAUUAGAGAAAACGAUGAUCUUAUUGAAAAUCUAUGUCAAAUGAAUAAAGCUGUUGCUGUGGCAUCAAAGUUUAUCCUUGAUUGUCUUGGUUAUCUACCUUCAGAAUUCCGCAGUUUUGCUGCAGAUGUAUUGCUUGCAGGAUUGCGGGACUUCACCAAAGAUGCUCCUGCAGUUGUUUUAUGUGAAUGCAACCAAACUGAUCAGCGAAUCAUGCUUCAUGACAUCGGGUUCUCCCUUGGUAUAUUGGAAUGGAUUGAAGAUUACCAUGCAUUUAGUUCUGCUACUGAUACCAAAUUAUUUGCAUCUGCUGAGGCCCUGUGCAAGACCUCUGAAACUGUGAGUCCAGCAUUAAGCAUUGAUUUGGAGCAUGCACAAAUUUCAUCUGAGAAAUUCUUAACUACAGAUGUUAGAAAGGACACUGUUGAAGAAGAAGCCAAUCUGUUAGAUAGACAUCAUGAAACAUUUACUGAAAUCCAUGAAAGCAAGACCCCUAAUCAAGUGUUAACUGAGAAGUCUUGUUCGGGUGAUGGUUAUAGUCUACUUCUGUCCAAAGAUGACCAAGAGAAGGAUGCUGCCCUUAUUAUUGAAUCCAUUAGACGUGAGGAAUUUGGUCUGGACCCUAAUCUGAAAGUUGCUGAGAAUAACUUGUUAAAAAAGCAACAUGCUCGCCUUGGGAGAGCACUUCAUUGUCUUUCACAGGAGUUGUACUCCCAGGAUUCGCAUUUUCUUCUUGAGCUGGUUCAGAAUGCAGAUGAUAACGUCUACCCAGAAAAUGUGGAGCCAACCCUGGUUUUCAUUCUUCAAGCUACGGGUAUUAUUGUUAUAAAUAAUGAGAAAGGAUUUUCUGCUCAAAAUAUUCGAGCACUUUGUGAUGUUGGAAAUUCAACGAAGAAAGGAUCAGGUGCUGGGUACAUAGGGCACAAAGGCAUUGGCUUUAAAUCAGUAUUUCGGGUAACGGAUGCUCCAGAGAUUCAUUCCAAUGGGUUUCAUGUGAAGUUUGAUGCAAGUGAGGGUCAGAUUGGUUUUGUUUUGCCUACUGUGGUUUCUCCGUGUGAUAUUAACUUGUUUACAAGGCAGAUAUCUAGUGAAGCAGAUCAAACUGAUACUACCAGUUGGAACACUUGCAUUGUUCUUCCCUUCAGGUCAAAGCUUAAAGAAGGGACUGGUAUGAGCUCAAUCAUGUCAAUGUUUUCAGAUCUUCAUCCAUCCUUGUUAUUAUUUCUUCAUCGUCUUCAGUGUAUAAAGUUCAGGAACAUUUUCAAUAAUUCACUGAUUGUCAUGAGAAGAGAGACUGCGGGAGAUGGCAUUGUCAAGGUUUCUCAUGGCAAAGAAAAAAUGAGUUGGUUGGUAGCUAGUCAAAGGUUGCAAGCUAUUCCUAUUCGUCCUGAUGUACAAACUACAGAGAUUGCCAUAGCCUUCACAUUACAAGAGUCUAACAACGGAGAGUACAGGCCUCAUCUAGAACAGCAGCCUGUUUUUGCAUUUCUUCCUUUGAGAACGUAUGGUUUGAAGUUUAUUCUUCAAGGUGAUUUUGUUCUUCCUUCCUCUAGAGAAGAAGUUGAUGGAGAUAGCGCCUGGAACCAGUGGUUGUUGUCAGAGUUCCCAGCUUUAUUCAUUAGUGCAGAAAAAUCCUUCUGUGCUCUUUCCUGCUUCCAGGAGAGUCCAGGAAAAGCUGUGACGGCCUACAUGAGAUUUGUUCCACUGGUGGGGGAAGUUCAUGGAUUUUUUUCUCAUCUUCCCCACACAAUUAUUUCUAAAUUACGCAUGUCAAAUUGUUUGCUUCUGGAGGGACAAAAUAAGGAUUGGGUUCCUCCAUGCAGGGUUCUAAGAGGUUGGGAUGAGCAGGCUCGUGUUCUUUUACCGGAAAGUUUACUUCAUCAGCAUCUUGGGCUUGGUUACUUAAAUAGGGAUAUUGUCUUGUCUGACCCAUUAGCCAAGGCUUUGGGCAUUCAAGACUACGGACCGAAAAUCUUAACUGAUAUUAUGUCAUCCAUAUGUUGUAUCAAUGAUGGCAUUAAGAAAUUGGGCUUGGAUUGGUUAUCCUCCUGGCUCAGUGCACUUUAUGCUACCUUGUCAGUCCAUUCUUCAGGGCAUCAUACUCUAAAUCCUGGGAUAGAACGUGAUCUCAUCAAUUGUCUUAGAAAGAUUCCCUUUAUUCCACUUUCUGAUGGUUCAUAUGGUUCUCUGGCUGAAGGUCCAAUUUGGUUACCCUGUGAUGCUGUCAGUGUUGGUUCUGAAGGUGAACACAGUCCGAAAGACUAUCCAAAUCUCUAUGCCAAACUUCGGACUGUCAAUCCUGUUCUUCUCUCUGUCAAUAAUGCAAAUACCUACAGCAUGGAAGACACGAGAGUGGACACCCUUAUACGGAUGCUUCAUAGAAUUGGUGUCCAACGGUUGUCUGCACAUGAAGUUAUCAAAAAUCACAUUUUGCCAGCCAUGUCUGAUGAUACACUUACAGAUAAUGACAGGCACUUGAUGGCUGAAUACCUAUCCUUUGUAAUGCUGCACCUUCAGUCUACAUGCCCAAGUUGUCACAUUGAGAGGGUGGAAAUAGUCUUAGAAAUACAAAGGAAAGCUGUCGUUUUGACCAACAAUGGUUAUAAACGCCCCUUUAAGGACUCAAUACACUUCAGCAAGGAGUUUGGGAAUCCCAUUGAUGUAAGAAGGUUAAUUUGCGGUAAGGAUGAUGAAUGGCAUGAGGUUGAUUCCAUCUAUUUGAAGCAUCCUAGUGUCCAAUCAUUAUCAUUUGGACUGAUGAAGUGGAGGGAGUUUUUCCAGGAAUUAGGUGUUACGGAUUUUGUGCAAAUAAUUCAUGUUGAGAAGAAAGGAACAGAUGUUUCCCAUGCUGUUUUUUGUAAUAUGAUGUGGGAUGGGGAUCUUAAUUCAGGAGAUCUAACUAUAGAAGAUUGGGAAUCUCCUGAGUUGGUCAGGUUAAUGUCUACUUUGUCUACAAAAGAAUACCGGGAAAAUUGUAAAUAUCUUUUAGAAGUCCUUGAUAAAAUGUGGGAUGACCAUUUUAGCAAAAUAGUGACAAGCUAUUGUGCUUUUAAAUCCACUGAGGAUAGGAAAACCUUUGAAUCUUCAUUCAUGAAUAGCAUUCGUAACCUCAGGUGGAUAGCAUCAAGUAUGGAUGAGGAACUUCACCAUCCUAAAGAUCUGUUUUAUGAUUGUGAGGCGGUGCGGUCUAUCCUUGGUGCUUUUGCUCCAUAUGCUGUUCCACAGGUGAGGAGCAAUUUUUUUUUGAAAGAUAUUGGAUUUAAGACGCAAGUCACGAUUGAUGAUGCAUUGGCAAUUCUUCAGUACUGGAAAACAUGUACUGCUCCCGUCAGGGCCAGCAUUGCCCAGAUGUCCAAAUUUUACACCUUCAUUUGGGAUGGAAUGGCUACUUCAAAAGGGAAAGUUGCAGAGGUGUUUAGAUCAGGGCCCUCUAUUUUUGUGCCAUUUAUCAAUAGGUCAAGGCAUGAUGAUGUUGUAUCUGGUAUAUUUCUGUCUCCUGGUGAAAUGUAUUGGCAUGAUCCGACUGGUUGUGUGGACCGAACAAAGGAGCUGGUCAGACAAUGUUCCACAACAAAUGAGAGCUGUCAUCCCUCAAGCAAGACUCUAGCUGAUGUUUAUCCAAACCUUUAUGAGUUUUUUGUUAAUGAAUGUGGCAUACGUAAGAUACCUUCUUUGGACCGCUAUCUUCAGAUCCUACUGCAGCUAUCAAGUAUUGCAUUGCCUUCACAGGCAGCUAAUGCUGUUUUUCGGGUUCUUCUCAAGUGGGCCGAUGAUUUGAAAUCUGGUUUCGUGGAUUCUCAUGAAAUUGCUUCCUUGAAAGAGUGUCUUGUUAAAUUGGAAAGUACAGUGCUUCCAACUGAGCAGGAUAGAUGGGUUUCCCUCCACCCUAGCUUUGGCCUUGUGUGUUGGUGUGAUGAUGAGGAAUUAAGGAAGCAAUUUAAGCAUUCUAAGAAUAUUGACUUUUUAUGCUUUGGUGAACUUAGAAGUGAGGAAAACAAAAUGCUUUCAGGAAAACUUGCUGUUCUGAUGCAAGCUCUUGGGGUUCCUGCACUUUCAGAGGUUGUAUCACGUGAAGCAAUAUUUUAUGGAAUGGAAGAUUGCAGAGUGAAAGCUUCAUUGGUGGAUUGGGUUCUUCCUUAUGCACAGCGCUAUCUCUAUAAAUUGCAUCCUGAUAUAUAUUUACAUCUAAAGCAGCUCGAAUUUGAAAACCUCAGUCAGCUACAAGUUGUAGUGGUUGAAAAAUUAUUUUACAAGCAUGCUAUAAAAGGGUGUGAUACUGCCUCCGGAAAACGUUUUGAGUGCAGCUGUCUUCUGCAGGGAAACACCUUAUACCUGACUCGGGCAGCAGAUUCUCACUCGAUAUUCCUGGAGCUUUCUCGCCUUUUCUUUAAGGGAUCUCCCGAGCUACACCUUGCAAAUUUCCUUCACAUGAUCACAACCAUGGCAGAAUCUGGCUCCACUGAGGAGCAGAUGGAAUUCUUCAUUGUCACUAAUCAGAAGGUCCCUAAGCUUCCCAUUGAAGAACCCUUAUGGUCACUUUCAUGUCUCCUGCCUCCACGUGAGGAUGAGACUUCCCACCCAAUAUGUGCUUCACCAUUGACCUCUGAGCCAAAUCCUUCAAAAAUUAAACUGAAGCCGGGCAUCAAUUCUAACUGGCCGCCUACAGAUUGGAAGACGGCGCCUGAUUUUCGUUUCGCCCGAGCAAAUCAUUUUAGAACAAAACCAGGGACCAUACUAAGUGACAAUCCGCACGUAGGGUCACGUGAGCCCAAAGGUAUCACCCGCUCAGAAGAUUGGCCAGUUCCCGUUGAGAUCAAUGGUGAUUGGAUUGUACCAGAUGAGUUGGCAACCACAAUGGCAUUGGUUUUGCAAGAUCCAAGAAGUACAAGAAAUGAACCUUUAUUAGCAGGGCAUUUGGGUUCUUCUGACAAACAGAUAACUUCUACCAUGGAACAGUCAAGUGGGCCACCUGAUUCAGGUACUCUCCCUGAUGGGGACAUGGGCUCAUCGACUUUCACUGCAAGAGACCAGCUUUGUUGGAGCAAGCCAAAUGAGAACCAGGCAUUUAUUACAGGCAGACUAGGAGAGCUAGUCGCUUACAAGUACUUUGUUGAGAAGCUCGGCCUGACAUCGGUGAGGUGGGUCAAUGAAGAAACAGAAACGGGUUUACCCUAUGACAUGGUUAUUGGGGAGGAAGAAGAGAGCAAGGAGUACAUUGAAGUUAAGGCCACUAGAUCAUUGAACAAAGACUGGUUCAUGAUAUCAACCAGGGAGUGGCAAAUGGCCUCCGAGAGAGGUGACUCAUUCAGUAUUGCCCAUGUCGUUUUGGCAGACCCAAAGAAUGCAAAGAUCACCGUCUUCAAGAACCCGGUAAGACUUUGCCAGCAAGCUGUGUUGAAUCUGGUCGUCUUGAUGCCAAGGCAGCAGAAAGAGUUGCCUGUCGCUACUUAGCUGGCGCACAUGCUAUAUAUAGGGGUUUUGGUGGUCUCCUAGUCCAUCCCGAACUUGUGGCCUCUCUUUCUGGCCACACAAUAUUCAUUGUUCCUAUUGCUCUUCUGGGCAAUGAUGGGAUAGUUUGAGGCUUCUGGUAUGAUAAAUGGCAAUAAAAUGUAAUGUACCAUAGUCACAUUAUUUAUUUUAACUUGGGGAAAUAAUGGUAUAUGAUUCUUCUCAUUUUGGAGA
Molecule: messenger RNA, 8935 nt
Organism: Magnolia sinica
Lineage: Eukaryota; Viridiplantae; Streptophyta; Magnoliopsida; Magnoliales; Magnoliaceae
Product: protein NO VEIN
Exons: 13
Coding region: 74-8704 (2876 amino acids)
Biological process (GO): leaf vascular tissue pattern formation; embryo development ending in seed dormancy; root development
Cellular component (GO): nucleus
Source: RefSeq, a predicted model, not a curated record